AUGAAGUACAAGCACGUUGUCAGGAUAGGCACAGUUUUACUUGCCACUUUUGCUCUGAUCGUCACUUCAAUGUACUACUUCAAUCAAGANAAAUGUCCCGAGAGUACAUUUUCUUGUGCAAACUCUACCCUCUGCGUAUCGCAAAACAGCUUUUGCAAUAAUGAGCUUGAUUGUCCCGAAGGAGAGGAUGAAGAUAUCUUGACGUGCCUCGAUGCCACAGGCGUGUCCAUGGAGUCUUGGAACUACUACAUAAAAUUAUACAACAAAAAUAAGAUGAAUGCCUCAAUGAUAUCGUGCCCAAAUAUCACCGAAGAAUACUACGACAGCUGCAUUUAUAAUAAUAAUUCGUGUGCAGUUGUAUGCAGUGACUUUCCUUAUCGUGUAAUUCCCCAAAAAUUUGCAAAAACAUUAAAAAAACUUACAAUAAUUGAUAGCUCACUACCGGUACUGAAAAUAGAUUCUUUUCGACGUUACAGCGAACUGGAAGAACUGUAUCUCAACAAUAAUGGGAUACUACUUUUGGAACGUCAUAUUUUUUUCUACCAGAAGAGCUUAACAAAUUUAAAUUUGGUUGGAAACAAUAGGAAAGAGAUAAAAGGUGGCCAUCUUAUUGGAUUGAUGUCCUUGAUCACCCUCAACUUGGCUGAAAAUAAAAUAUUCUCGUUAGAUUUAAAAGAUCUGGAGAAUAGCACAUCGUUAUACUUAUUAGAUGUAUCGAAAAAUCUUUUAACUACUAAGAAUAUAUAUCUCCCAUUUUUACCAGCCUUGAGAGAAUUAAUUUUAGAUCAAAACCAUUUGGACUCUAUAACCGACGAUUUAUUUGCUCAACUACCUGGGUUAACGUCAAUGUGCGUUGGAAAUCUGGAUCAUAAUCUAAUACAGAACAUAUCCCCGGAUGCGCUUGAAAAUUUACACAACCUCGUUGAUUUGACUCUAAUGGGGAACAAAAUAACUGAGUUACCAUCGGAUCUCUUUGAACCAACUCCAAACCUUUCAAUACUAGCCAUAGGGUACAACCGAGGUAUUAAGUACUUACCUUCCACGACGUUCGAGCCAAUUAAAGCCAGCCUUCGUUCGCUAGGUGUCGAAGAAAUCGAUAUCGACAACAUCGACAAAAAAGUAUUCAAUAUGUUUACAAAUCUUGAAACCAUUUACUUUACAAAAUUUCACUACUGCACCACCUACACUCCACACGUGAAGAUAUGCCAUCCUGCUAGCGAUGGUGUCUCGUCACUGUCACACUUGUUAAGAACGACGUUAAUAAAAGUAGCCGUCUGGGGCAUAUGGAGCGUAACCAGCUUAGGUAACACCCUCGUGCUUUGGGGCAGAUUCUCGACCAAAGAUGAAAAUCGCGUGUUAAGUAUAAUCAUAAAAAACCUGGCAGUUUCCGACUCGUUCAUGGGAAUAUAUCUGCUGAUCAUUGGCAUCCAGGACAUACGAUUUCGCAACAGCUACGGCCAAGAGGCUAGAGUUUGGAUGAGCUCGUGGUCCUGUACGCUGAUCGGUAUGCUCGCCAUGACUUCUUCCGAGGUAUCGGUGCUGAUCUUGUCUUUCAUGUCGGUCGAGCGAUUUAUGCUGAUCGCGGCGCCGUUUAGAGGUCGCCGAGCGAUAACUCCCCAAACGGCCGCCUCGGCGAUGCUUGUCAUCUGGGUCAUCGGUAUAUCGGUAGCGAUUUUACCUGCUAUCCUUUGGCGCAGCAGUACGCGCUUUUACGGGCUAAACGGCAUGUGCUUUCCCCUCCACAUCGACGAUCCCUUUGGCGUCGGAUGGGAGUACUCGGCCAUUAUUUUCCUCGGCGUCAAUUUUAUCGGUCUACUGGUGAUUGUCUACGCCUACGCCGGGAUGUUUGCAAGUAUUUUGAAAACGCGCCACGCGACCCCACUGCCGGUGGACGAGUCCGAGUUCGCCCUGAGAUUUUUCCUCAUAGUCCUCACGGACGUCAUCUGCUGGGCGCCCAUCAUCCUCCUCAAGAUCAUGGCUCUCGCCGAGUACCCCGUACCACCCGAUCUGCACGCUUGGGUCGUCGUGUUCAUCCUGCCGGUGAACAGCGCGGUCAAUCCUCUGUUGUACACGUUCACGACGCCAAAGUUCCGGGAUAGACUCACCGAGGGCUGGCUCGGAAAGGUGCGAAACAUCGCGUCGAUCCGAGGAUCAAGGAGUGAAUCCCAAACUUCGUGUUCGUACACCACCAGGAAUGGAAUGUCGGUGUUGUCGAGCUCCAAGAAGACAUUGGCCGACGAGAGGACGUCGAAGCGAUCCUUCAACGAGACGCUGCUCAUCGAUUUCAACACCAAGAACGAGUAA
This is a messenger RNA of Copidosoma floridanum, 2304 nucleotides long. It is a transcript of the gene Lgr3, whose product is annotated as Leucine-rich repeat-containing G protein-coupled receptor 3. Lineage: Eukaryota; Metazoa; Arthropoda; Insecta; Hymenoptera; Encyrtidae. The record is from RefSeq and is a predicted model, not a curated record.